Messenger RNA from Mytilus californianus (California mussel), 11283 nucleotides. RefSeq names its product afadin-like. Gene Ontology annotation, biological process: signal transduction. Gene Ontology annotation, molecular function: protein binding. The record is from RefSeq and is a predicted model, not a curated record. Bases 165 to 7742 code for a protein of 2525 amino acids. NCBI's taxonomy places the organism in Eukaryota, Metazoa, Mollusca, Bivalvia, Mytilida, Mytilidae. The transcript is spliced from 28 exons.
UUCAAUCUUCCAAGGAGGUCGCUGUGUACCGCUGUGUAAAAUACGGAAACAAUACUCUAUAUUUGAAUGGGAUAUCACAUUUGUUUAUUUUUUAGUGAAAAUAUUAGUAUAGUUUUAAGUCGAAUUUAAUUUCUUAAUGGAGUAUAUACCAAAAGGAUAAUUCAAUGGAGAAAAUACAAGAUCAGGAACGUUUAGCAACUCUUAUUCACCAGUGGAAUCAAGACCACUAUGAUAUUUUCGAACUUAGUAGGCCAAACGAGAACUUGGAAUUCCAUGGUGUAGUGAGAUUUUAUUUCCAAGAUGGUGCAAAUGUAGUGACAAAAUGUAUACGUGUAGCCAGUACUGCCUCCACAAAGGAGGUCGUGGAUGUUUUGAUAGAGAAAUUCCGUCCAGAUAUGAGAAUGCUGACAAGAACUUCAUAUGCUUUGUAUGAAGUCCACGUUAAUGGAGAUGAAAGAAGAUUAUUAGACAAUGAAAAAGUAUUAUUUGUUCAACUUAACUGGGGCAAAGAUGUCAGAGAGGGACGAUUUCUCCUUAAACAAGAGGGUGUUCCUACGAUAUCAGCCAUGGAUAAAGAAAAUACUGGUGCUGGUAAAACAUUCACCAGAAAACUGUCUAAAAGAGAGAAGAAAGAAAAGAAAAAGCAAGAUAAACAGAAACAGAAGGACCAUGGUGGAGGUUUAGCUGACAAGCUGUAUACAGAUAUGCCUGAGUCAAAGUUCACUAGGUCUAUCUCCAAUCCCGAGGCUGUCAUGAAAAGGAGAAGACAGAUGAAAGUAGAGAAAAAAUUACAACAGUGCAGAGGACAGGAUGGACAAGGUGGAACAUUAAAGAUUUAUGGUGAGACAUUAAGACCAGACAUUCCUUAUAAAACAUUACUUCUAUCUACUGGUGAUGAUGUGGAGUAUGUCAUCAAAGAAGCUUUAGAAAAAUAUGAUCUGGAUAGAGAAGAUCCAUCAGACUUUUGUCUCUUCCAGGUAUUGGUACCAACAGGAGAAAGAGAAUAUCAUGGAGGAGCCAUUGGUCAAGAAAGGGUGAUGGAACCACAUGAAUGUCCUCUGGGUAUUGCUAUGAGAUUUCCACCUAGCGAAGGAACAGUCAUGUUUCAGUUAAAGAGACGUCCUGCUGAUUCCAAAAAAACAAAACAUAAAAAGAUCAGAGCUGUCUCUCAUGAGGAUUUACGACCUACUAAAGACACUAUACCACCUCACCAAUUACCAUAUCUGGUGGAGUUAAACCCUGAUGGAUCAGAUAAUCCUAAAGGGAAAGUUUGUAGACUAAAUAUGAAGUUUACUGAAGUAGGAACAGAUAGAAAUAUGUUGAUACAGCUUCAUGGUCCUAAUGUACAGCCAAGACACUGUGUGAUUGGCCUGACUCAGUCGGAUGGUAUUGUUACUAUCACACCAACAAGUCCAGAAUCAGAAACUAUCGUUAACAACCAGCGGAUCCAGGAGACUACGACACUAAGACAUGGAAUGACACUCAGAUUUGGAAAACUGAAUGUCUUUAAAUUUAUGGACCCUCAUUUUGAGGAGAAAAUGAGGAAAGGACAGAUGCCAAUGGAUUUCCAGCAAAAAAGACCUGGACCCCAGCAUCCACCACAUGCUAAAGUACAUGAGACUAAUUUUGAUGUUGAUGGUAAAGUGGAAUCACUGGGAAGUUCUUCUCCUAGAGGUAGUGAUAGGGGACCUGAACCUAUGGAGGUUCAACAGAAAAGGCCUCCACCCAGUCAGACAUCUCCACGUGAUAUGGUAGAUGGGCGACCACCUCCAUCAAGACAAGAGGAUGCUCUUCCUGCUGUGUUAGAAUUUCGUGAAGAUAAGGAAGAUGGUUUCCUUAGAUCUGUUAUACUGGAAAUCAACUCUUCUGGUACCCAGUUUAAACUGGCUCCGACCUAUACGUCUUACAUGGCAGUAAGAUAUUGUAUAUCUGGUGGAUACAGACCAGACAUGUCACCACACGACAGGGCUCACAGAGUUACUGGACUUGUUAAUAAGAUAUCUCAUUUAGUACACCAAGCAGUCCAAAAUAAUCGAGAUAACCCAGUAGCAUUAGCUUUAUGGAUGGCUAACGCGUCAGAGAUAUUGAAUUUUUUCAAACAAGACCAUGAUAUACAUCCCUUCAGUCUGGAAGCCCAGGAGAUUCUAGCUGAAUCAGUACAGUUAGCUUUCCAUCACCUAGUCAAUUGUCUACAGUAUGACCUACAGAGAACAAUGACUGCCUUCCUGGACGAGAAUGAUGCUGCUGAUGAUGAUGAAGUGGGAGAUGAUCGUCAUCGGUAUGCAGGUAAACCAACUCUAGGUGAUGUGUUAGACACAUUAUCAUCAGCAAUGAACUUAUUACGUAGAUGUCGAGUAAACGCUGCACUGACCAUUCAACUCUUCUCUCAGUUGUUCCAUUAUGUAAAUAUGUGGUUAUUUAAUGUGCUAGUGACAGAAAAGAGAGUGCAGCUGUGCACAAGGUCAUGGGGAAUGAGACUAAAGAGGCGAUUGGGUAGAGUGGAGGCAUGGGCAGAAAAACAAGGACUAGAACUGGCAGCUGAUUGUCAUCUCUGUAGGAUUAUUCAGGCUGCCCAUUUACUUGAAGCUCCAAAGAGUAGUGCUGAUGACAUCGCCAAUAUUUGUUCCACAUGUUUUAAACUAAACUCACUACAGCUGCGUGAGUUACUCCAGCAGUACAUUCCAGAACCUAAUGAGCCACCCAUUCCACAAAACUUAAUCGACCAAGUCGUUAGAGUAGCAGAAAACAUGGAGGACGAGAAAAUAAAAUCUGAUGGUCGAGAUGUUCGUCUGGAGGAAGAUCCAGAUUUACAAUUACCGUUCCUACUUCCUGAAGAUGGUUAUUCAUGUGAUACUAUCAGAGGCAUUCCGAAUGGACUGGGAGAAUUCGUGGAACCAUUGUCACGAGCUGGUGUGUGUAGAAUGGUAGCACAGCCAGGGUCCACUGGAGAAUGGACAGUAUAUAUGAAUGUUGAUGAUGGGGCCAAUAUAGAACAGGCUAUACGUAAAAACCAACCAAACCAACCAAACCAACUCCAGCAUGGUGGUUCUCCUCCAGACCAGAAACCUCCGAUGUCUAAGGAACCAGAAGUUGCUGUUAUAUCAUUUGGCAAAGUCAAAGGCAGCAUGGGGCUCAGUAUUGUGGCAGCUAAGGGAGAUAACCAGAAAGAAAGAGGAAUUUACAUAAAAUCUGUGGUGACUGGUGGUGGAGCUGAUAUUGAUGGACGUUUACAGUCAGGUGACCAGUUAUUAGAGGUUGAUGGGAAGAGUUUGGUUGGAUUAACACAAGAAAGAGCAGCAGAAUUAAUGACCCAUACAGGACAGACCGUCAAAUUAAAGGUGGCUAAACAAGGAGCAUUUUAUCAUGGACUAGCCACACAAUUAAGUCAACCAUCACCUGUGAUGCAGCGAGCAGCAACAAAGAAACCAUCUUCACCUCAGGCUACAAAGCACCGACCAGCCGAUGAAGGCCCUCCUCCAUAUACACAGGACGGAAUGGACAGGCGUCAUAUGCCACCUGGUGGCCAUCGAGAACAGCCACCUUUUGACAAACGUCUCCAGAAUGCUGCACAUAGCAGAUCAUCGCCAGCAUUAAAUAAAUACCGCCAUGGUGUGACCCACAAGGAUAUGGAAUCAAUCUAUGGAAGGAACCAGGGUUUAUGGAGGAUUGUGUUAGAAGCAGAACUCCAAGAUUUAAAAUCUCGAUCUCCGACUGCAAGACAAAGAGACCUUAAAGAGAGAAGACAGCGUAGUAAAAGUAUCACAUCGGUAGAGGAAGCCAGAAGAAAUUUCCACUAUGACAAUAAAAAGGCUUCAAAUAAUGGCUUAAAUGAAAAUAUUCAUGACGAAAUUCGUAGAAAAGCUAAAUGUUUGAUAAAAAGAGACGAUGUUGAUCUACGUCUUCUACAAAAAGAGGUCCAAAAUCUGAAAACAACAGACUUUAAAAAUCCUCCUGUCAAUAAUAACUUAAUUAGAAGACACAAACGUAGUCAGUCGUUCAGGGAAUUAUCUAGUUCUAAACGUGAACACAAUUUACCCAAUGAUGACUUUCAAUUCAAUCAAAAUUACGAUCCAAACUAUAUGAAAAAUUUAUUUAUUACAAGCCGAGUGAAGAAUGUGAACCACAAUCCCCAAUAUAGGUCUGAUAUAAGGAAUGUGGUCAAUCAGCAGGUAGAACACAUUCAGGAUAGGUCAAAACAUACUAAUGGCCAUCCAGGGUAUGAUACAAAUACAUUAGAUUCUACUCUGUCUUCUUACCAAUCAUUUAAAGACAAAUGUUUCCGAACAAAUAUUCUCAGUAAUUCUGAUAGCGGAUUCAGUGAGCCUUCGGUCUCAUCACUUAGUCAGCACACUAGUCAGAGAAGUUUGGCCAAACCUAUGUCUUCUCACGGAAGACGCCAGGUACAAAAACCAGACUAUAGAAGAACAAAGUCAUUAACUUCAUUAGAAAGCUCCCACAAUUCCAUGUUUGGAUUUAUGAAUAGUACAAUGGCAGAAGAAGACAGGAUGUCUAACAGCAGUUCAAAUAAUUCUGAAUUUGUGUAUAAUGUAAAACAGAACGUGAUUACACGAAAUCCUAGGAGUAAAUGUAUAACUAAUAGUACAAGAAUGUAUGACGGUGUUGGUCCAGGUCCAGAGAGAAGAGGUCCACCAACUUCAAUGCCUCCAUCACAACCAGAUAGAUUUCAGCAUAGAGACCCACGAGAAAUAGACCCGAAGUCAAAGUCUAUGGCAAACCUACGUAUGGAACAACCUUAUGAUCCAAGAGACCCUCAUCAAAUGAUGAGGCCUGCUGCCUCUGUUGGUGCUCUUCAGAAUGCUGGUCAACCGAUCAAUGAUUAUUACAACCAAGGUGAUCGUAGGAAUGACCCAAGAGGACAUGAUUAUGAAAAUCACCAAAACUUAGAUACAAGACUACAGAAAGGUCCCAUAGAUCCAACUAGAAACGAAAGAAACUUUCCUCAAAAUACAAUCGAAAGACAACCUCCAUCUUCACGGACUUCAAAUUCAAGUUACAGAGAAGAACGUCCACAAUCUGCAUACUUUGGACAACAACCUGAACGCCAUGAUUCUAGAACAGACAGACCUCAUUCUAUGGAGAUGAAUGCUAAUAAGGUCCAUGAGUGGCAGCAAAAAUAUGGCAUGGACCCCGGACAAAAUUCUCCACAUAAUCACAGUUUCGAACAUCGAGAUCCGAAUUAUAUGAACACUCGUCCACCUGUCACUGCACAACAGGCUGGAUAUGUAAACCAAGGUGACAUUCCUAGAUUAAAUGCAAACAAUGAGUCAUAUCAGCCAAACUUUUAUGAAAAUACUGUUCCACGACAAAACGGUAAUUCUCCAGCAUUUCAACAGUUACGUGGUCCAGGUAUUGAGUUUGAUAAGUCAAAGUCACUCCCUAAUGUAAAUAAACCUCACGUGGCACCCAAACCAAUUUCACAAAAAAUGCCGCACGUUGACAUUCCAAAAGUGGAAGUUGAUAAUCGUCAAACUCAACCUCACUUCUUUGAUCCAAGACUACAGGCUGCUGAUCAAAGAUCACCACGUACCUCACAGCCUAAUUUCAGUCCAAGUAUGACAGGCAUUCCAACUAGUACAAGCUAUGCAGACGCCCAUUCACCAAUGAGCCGCCCUAUCAAGAAGAUUUCUCCUGGUAGAGAAAUGUAUAAUACACACAGAAGUCCAGAACUUCCUCCACCUCCUCAAGAUAUACCGCCCGAAUUACCACCACCUCCUGCAAUGGAUGACUUGACAGAGGAGUUGCCUCCAUUACCGCCACCACCUGUGCAGGAAUACCCUGGUCACGGUGAUCCACAAUAUGUCAACCAAGGUGAUGCUCGUGUUAAUUUAAAUGGGCCUCAACCAUAUCAUCAUCCAUCAUUCAACCCUCAUCAACCAACACACAUGUUUCAGCCGCCAGGUCGACAGGAUAAUCCUCAGCGGAAUGUGGGUAUCACGCAACCACAACGUCAGCAACCAACAAAAGGCCUGGUGUCACAACCACCACAGAGAUUUCAAACGAACCAUGAUUAUCAGAACAUAACAUACGACAAUAAAAAUCAAAAUCGUUCAUUCGACUCACCCCAUCACCAAUCACCUAAUCACAUCACAUAUGAACAACAUGACCACAGAGCACAGACUCUGCCUGGAAAUAUGUCUGGUCUUCAACAGAACAUGAUACAACAAAACCAAAUGUUAAUUCAACAGGGUAAAGUUCGUAUAGUUCAAGAAAUGCAAGAUAGGACAAAAGAUGGAAAAGUUGGUCCUAGCUCUCCUUGGGAUAGAGAAGAACAGGAAAAACAAGAAAAAAUGAAGGAGGAGGAAGUCAUUCGAUCUAGGAAUGAGGAAAUUGCAUUCUUAGAAGCCAAGUCAUACCUUUCACCGCAGGAACAGGAUAGAUUGAGGAAGUUGAGAUUUGAACAGGAAUUUCAGCGACGAGUUGAAGAGGUAGCUAGUCGUGAAGAUGAUGAUGAUGACUCAGAUACAGAAAUGACAAGAACUUCUCAUGGUCGUGAGUUUUUAAUAACAUCCAUUAGAGAUGAUAUUCAUAAAGCGCAGAAACGAAUGAAAGAUUUAGAAACUAGACAACAUUUUGAGGAAUAUGAGAAAGAAAAAGAUAGGAUGCAAAGACUUGAAAGAAAAUUAGAAAUAUUUGAGAGGGAAAGACAAGAACGACAGGAGAGACUUCAGAAACAACAAGAGCGAAAACAGAGGGAACAUGAUGAAUAUUUGCGCAAACAAAAGAAAGAGCAGGUAGAUAAUUUAGAGUUACGAGAGAAACAAAGACAGGAAUAUGAAGCCAAUAAACGUGUUCAUAUACAGGAAGCUGAGAAACUACAGCAGAGAAAGGAAGAGGAGCUACAACGAAGAAAAGAAAUGGAAAGGGAACAAUUACAGAGAAUGCAGGCUCAGAGGGAUGCUGAGGAGGCAGCCUUGAGGGCAGAGGCUAGGAGACGUGAGGAGGAAUACAGACGAGAAGAAAUGGAACGACAGAGGGAGAAAGAACGACAGGAACAAAGAGAAAUAAGAGUUAAUGAAGAAAGAAAAAGACUUGAAAAUAUGUCAAAUAAUAGUCACACAGGUUAUCAACCUUACGCAAACUUGCCAGCUCAGUCACAGUUUGAAAAAGGAGCCCCUCCUCCUCCACAGAGAGGAACAUCAUCGUAUGAAAUGGCUAAUCAGUCAUUCGGAAAUCGUUCUAACAUUCAGACCAGUGUUCCAACUAAUAAUGUAAAUAAUUAUCGUGGAAUGUCUACGUCACGUUCUCAUCCUGGUCCAGAAAUUAGUGCUCCACCUGGAAUGAUACCUAAAAAAUCAGUUUCAUUUAACACACAACCAGACACUCAUUUGUAUACCCCUCAUGGUUCUCAGUCGUCAUACAGAACAUCGUCAGUUUCAUCAGACACGAACAAUGUUAGUUUCGAACAAAAUAUGCCAUUACAGAGUCAAAAUGAUUCUGUGUUUAACAAUUCACCACAACAAAAUCAUGUGGAAGCUAAAUAUAGAACAUCAGAAAAUACCCCUGGCGUUAUUGGUUCACAGGAAAUAUACAGAGAUCCUAGAAACCGAAUAGCAGCUCAGAAAGAGGCUAACAGUAAAAAGGGGCCUGGGGCUGAACGAAUGUCAUUUAGAGAUAAAAUGAAAUAUUUCGCUGCAGAAGCAGGAGAAAAUACUCCAAAAGAAAAACCCAAAGCUUCACGGACAUUGAGAAAUAUAGAAUCUCAGCUACAUAAUGGACAGUGAACAAAUCUACAGAGGACAUUUUAUUUUUAUAAAGGCAUUUUAUUGGAUUUUUUAAGUUGUCAGAAUAUUUCUUUUUAGUAUAUUUCCAGUAUGUAAAUAAUUAAAUACAAGAAUAUAGACACAUCAUAUUGCACACUAGGACUUUUUCAUGUACUUCAAUUAAAGGUGUUACUAAAAAGAAAUAGUUCUGAUGUUAUUUCUCUAGAAAAAGUUUCGUGCUUUCAUAUAAUACUUGGAUGAAGAAAAUUGGCAGAACAAAUUUUUCUUUGAAUUUUUCUAGAGAAAUUAAUGUUUGGUUAUAUAUAUAUAUCAUGUGAUUUGUAAAGUGAACGAUAUUAUUUGUCAACUUUUAUAUUACACUGUUAUAGAUUGUGAUGCUUUUACUUUGCAAAUUUAUUUCACUUUAUAAAGAUUGGGUUGUUAAUUAUUUUAAUAUGAAAUAGCAUUUUCUUUUUUUGAAUGAGAAUGGUUGUAUGAAUGAAGGUUGUCACUGCUGGAAUAUUUUUUUUUAUUAUUUACUGAAGUCAAGUCAUGUUAAUCAUGAAUAUAAUUAUUUUUUAAUAUGCAUACAUUUAUACAAAAUAAUACAAAAAGCAUUAACUCUUACACAGAGAUUAUUAUACAGGAAAUUUUCACUUUGUUUUACAUUGUCUGUAUGCUAUUAAAAACAGUAUUACAAAAGAAAUUUGAAACACCUUGAGUAGAUUACUAGAAUAUCCUAUUAUUAACAAUAUUUGAAAAUAAUAUCUUUAUAUAAAGGGAAGGCUAUAAAAGGAAGUAAAGAUUAAUGAAAUAAUUAUACCAAAUUUAUGUAUAACUCUUUUAUUUUUAGUCCUUAUGUGGUAUGUUAACUUCACAGUUAAGACUUUUUUUACCCUGUAAUAUGCAUUUUUAAGAGUGCCUUUUUUCAGCUGAAAUUCAGUUUAUAAGGUACAUAUAAUGCAUUUUAUUUAUCAAACAGAAGUUUGAUUUGUUGAAUGUUAUAAGUAUCAGAAUAAAUGUGUACAAAAGGUAGAAAUGUCUGAAAAUGUAUUUGUUGAAAGUGAAAUUGAAUGGGUUGUUAUUUUAUAUAUUGUUUUUUCUUUUAAAGGUGUAUAUAAAAUUUCCAUAUGUAUAUAUGUAAAUAAGAAACAAAUUUUAAAAAGCAACAUAUAUAUUAUAUAUUCCACAUACAUUACAUUUCCAUCGUUUACAUUCUAUAAAUCUAUAUAUAUGUAAUAAUAGUACUAAAUUUAUGCACAAAUAUUAAGCUUUUUGUAUUUUAUUUCCUCCUGUGAAGGAGCACCAUUUAAGAAAUUAUGGAUGUGAGAUCAGGAUAGAUAGGUUGUAAAUCGAUGUUAAAUAAAUAGGUGUUUCUUAAUGAUAUGUAUUACAUAACUGUCCAUUUUGAAUUAGAUUUCUUGUAUUUUCCCCCUUUCUCUCUUAAUUAGAAAAUUGUAAGCAUUUUACUACAAAUAACAAUUUUCUAUCUCAAAUCUCUAAUUGAUAGAAAAACCAAUGUCAACACACUAUAUUAAUUUAUGCAUCAUUAUUAAAAGAAUUAUUUGAAUAAAUUAAAAUUCAAGCAAACUUGAAAUAUGUGUUUAGGGUUUUUUGCAGGAGGGAUAUGAAAUAUUUUGUAUGAUUAUCUCCUUCAUGGAACACGGAAGUUGUAUUUUAUUUAUUGUUUUGGUAUCUUAAUUUGUUUUACCCUGUGUAAUCUGGAACACCUGACCAUUGUAAAUCAAGGUGUCCACACUAUACAGGUAGUAUAUAUUGUGACAUAAUUUCAUAUUAACCAAGUUGUUUAACAACUGCAUAUAUCAUAUCAUGUGCUAGGUUGGUGAAGUAUAGGUUUAUUUAUGCAGUGCUAGGAUACCAUGUAGAAAUUUGGUUUACACAGUAGAAUUUUAUUAUUUUUGAUAUUUCCAUUUAGAAAGUUUAUUACUACAAAUUGGGAUAAGAAACUAUUUUUAUAGCUCAAAUGAAAAUAAAAUUUUCAAAUACAUGUAAAAGGUCAGAUUAAGUGUGAUCAAAUUCUAUAUUAUCAUUUUUAGAUUAAUUCAGUAUUACAAAGAUUUGUUCACAUUUCAAACUAAUGUAGAUUUAUAAACAAUAUGAUAUGGUUUAAGUUAUUUCUAAUAUACAGAAAAAAUACACCUUAAUAUAUACUUGGGGAGGACUGUAGUUGUGUACCACAUUUCCUUGAGAUUAUAUUUAUAUUUUGGAGUGUUCUUUAAAAAAUAAACUGGAAGAUAUUCAAGAAUUGUAUUUUGAAUAUAAGGAAUUCAUGUUAUAGUUUCCAAUCUUAUUUGCACUAUUUUUCCCAGAAAAGUGUAAAAUCCUUUUUCUUCAAGCUUGUUUGCAUUUGAUGGGACAAUGUUUAAAAUGAAAUUAUUCUGUGGACAUUCAGAAAACAACAUAGCCAUGAGAAAAAUUUGAUUUCUUGAAUCAUAACAAUGUCUUUUGAAAGAACCAUAUUUAAUAUAUUUAUUCGAAAUUUCUAACACAACUAAAUAGUCCAAACGAAUAAAUACUUUUGAUUCAAUGGAUAACAGACUAUAAUUUAAAAAAAAGUUGGAUAUAUAUAAAAGAUAUAGUAAUAACUUUAUAGACACGGAAGUGAUAAUCAGUUUUACUUAUGAAUAUAUAUAACAUAAAAUUGAGAAUGGAAAUGGGGAAUGUGUCAAAGAGACAACAACCCAACCAAAGAGGAGAAAACAGACCAAGGCCACCAAUGAGUCUUCAACACAGCGAGAAAAUCCCACAAUUUAUAUUAAAACAUUCACCCACAGAAGUAUUCUUUGCUUUCAAGUCAUUGAAAUUUUUAUUUUCUAUCGCUGCAUAAAAUGUUAAGUGAAAUAAAGAAGUAUUUACAUAAAACAUAUUAACUUCUCUAUUAUAAACACAGAAAAUCAGUUUAAUAUUUUAUUUGUAGGAAUAGGACAAAUCUAAAAUAAAACUGCAUAUAAAUGAAAAAUUGAAAAGAAUUAAAAACACAAAGAUUUAAUUUGAACUAUUCAUUUAAUCCCUUCAGUCUUAGAUAGUGUCAUUAUAUAAAACUGACCAACUACAUUGCAUUUUAUGUAAACAUUCAACUUCUGGCUUGCCAAAAUUAUUUCAGAUUUCAGUAGGUAUUUCUUUUAAGUUGUUAAGAUUGAAAAAGAUGGGAUAUUUGAUUCAUCUCAAAUUGGCAUCAGUUCCACGAUAUGAUUAUUAUCACAUAAUUAACUCCAAACUUUAUUUCUGUAAUUUGAUUAAUUCUCCACAUAUCUGACCACAAGUUUCAGUUCCACAAUGUGAUUAUUUAACUCGCAACAUAUCUGACCACAAGUUUCAGUUCCACAAUGUGAUAUCUGACCACAAGUUUCAGUUCCACAAUGUGAUUAAUUAAUUUGCAACAUAUCUGACCACAAGUUACAGUUUGACGAUGUGAUUAUUUGACCACAUAUCAUUAUAGUACAUGGUUGUGACACUCAUUCAUUGGUUGUGAACUUUGUACAUGAAACAAACAUGUUAUUGAUACUAGCAGUAAUACUAAAUAAAAAUAUAAUAUAUCAAA